Messenger RNA from Vitrella brassicaformis, 1494 nucleotides. The record is from the annotation of a GenBank genome assembly. NCBI's taxonomy places the organism in Eukaryota, Vitrellaceae.
GGAGCGCUUUCCCCUAUCGUCUAUCCCCCUGCCUUGAGCAGAUCCAUCAAGCAGAGCCUUGUGCCUCUCGAUUCAGCUCAUCUUCCUCUCGAACACAGACCCUCCAUCAUGGAGUCGUGGGACGUGAAGGAGCAGCGCUUCCGGUCCCUGCUGCGACAGCUGGGACACGGCAACCAGCAAGCCGUCAGCUCCGCCACCGCCAUGUUUCAGGACUACGACAACUUCCGCAACCUCGCCAGUGUGUGGCAGCAGGAGCUCGAUGCCGCCAUCGGUGGGGCGGAGUGUGGCUCUCAGGAGGGCAAUGCCAAGAUAUACGAGUUCUUCUCGGUCAUGUCUGGCGCAUUCCUGGGCGACAGGAUCGGUUUCCUCAAGGGCCACUUUGCGGGUGAUGCCGCGGGAGGGGCGGCCGGUGCCGCGGGCGGCGGUAUCAUGGAGAACCUUCUAAAGGUGCGGCCGUACCAACGGAACAGAACAGAGCAGACAGAUGGCUGAAUGGAGGGUUGCACCUGAGAAAGGAAUCCGUUCACCAAGUGUUUCUGUCUGUGCCUGUCUGCGCGUGUGUGUUGGGUUUGUGUGUGUGUGCAGAAGCUGCGUGACCGCUACGCCCUCACCCCUCUGCUGCACGCCCUCGUGGAGGAGUGGAACAGCCGGGGCUACUUCAGCGACAAGGACAUCGCCGCCUUCCGUCGCGCGCUCGCACCACCCGCUAGACAGGCCAACCCCUCAGCGGCCGCCCUCUCCUCAUCCACCCUGCUCCGCGGCUCCUCAGGCCACCUCAACGGCUCGGCCGUGUCAGGGCGGCCACAGGCGGGCAAGCGGGGCAUCGAGGACCACCAGCGGCCGACUGACGGCUCGGCGUUCGGCAGCGACGGCGACGUUGCGUCUCUGAAGCGGAUGACUGAGAUGCAGGAGCGGAUUCUGGUCAAGCAGCUGAAGCGCCGCGAGAUGGAGAUGCAGGGCGACAUGCAGAAGGCGGGCAGGAUGAUCCAGGGCGAGUACGAGGAGCGCGUCAAGCUCCUCAAGGAGAUUCCCCCGCUGCAGGAGCGGCUCGAGGGGGUGGUCAAGAAGCGGGUGGCGCAGCUCAGGAACGCCGCCCUCGCCAGGAAGGCCAUCGAAAAGGCCAUCGACAAACAGAAGGAGUCACAGGGCGGAUAGCUAGCAUAGCAGACAGAGGGGGACGGACGGAAUCAAUCGAUGGCUUGUUGGAUGGUUUUGCUUGUGCAGACAGAGGAUCGGCUUUGGAUGUCCACCCAUGGCCGUGUGUGUCUGAUCGAACCUGCGCACGACCAUGUGUUGCCCGUCAACCACGAGCAGCUCAUGCACGUGUGCAUGGUCGCACUCUAUCACACAGCCGGGGGGAGGGAGCAGCGAAGACAGGAUGCAUGGAUGUGACAGCAAUGGACUGACAGCCUGCCUUUUAGUCUGUGCGGAUCGGAUGGACGCGACGCGACGCGACGGCUGUGUGACUGAUAAAUAGGUGCAUUUGAACGUGUG